UUCUCUCUCUUUCUCUCUAAGGCUUGUUUCCUUGUUUCCAGCGUUAGCUGUAGGUGUUGUGAUGUGUCAUCCAGUAAGCUGAAUGGCUGGCUCAAAGCUCCAGAGCUCAGCAGAUCAUGUUCAUGAUCAUUUCUGUGUGGGGGGUCGUAUAAGUAGCUCAAAGUGGUUAUAGCACGCCAUAUAGCCUACCAAAAACGCGCUGGCCUCGCGCACACUUGACACCUGUUAACUCUCGGCCCUCGCGCUCUCGAUAUUUGGCAGUGUUGUGACUGCGAAGCGCGGACUCCCUUUAAGAAAAAAAAAUGCGUGACGCCACGUCACCAUGGAAACUGCUCUACGCUUGAGGCUCGCAGGGAGAAAACAGGGCGAGAAUAUUUAAGAGUUUGGUUUCAGCACCGCGCGCAGCCUGGACAGCGACAGAACGCCGGAGCGCACGCGAGCCCGCGCGACCCCCGAGCUACAAAACCUCUGAAGCUACGAUCAGCACUGCUGGAUUUGUUGCUGUUUUCUUUUUUUGCCUUUUCUCUGUUUGUUUGUUUGCCUUCAUUUGACCUCGGAAUUCAAGCCUGACGUGCAAAUCCGCGGUUCCGUGUUUAGAGAACCGCUAACUGAGUCCUGCAGAACAUGACGGAGCUGAAGGACGACCGGCGCUUCCAUAAUCUAACGCAGGAGCAGGUGGAGACUCUGGAUCAGGUUCUCACAGAGAUCAUCCCCAUUCACGGACGGGGAAACUUCCCCACCCUGGAGAUUAAGCCCAAGGACAUCAUCCACGUUGUGAGAGAGCGGCUGGUUUCCAAAAGCAUCAAGGUGAGAGACGUCCGCCUCAAUGGCUCCACAGCAAGUCACGUGCUGGUCAAAGAGAAUGGCACAAGCUACAAGGACUUAGAUAUCAUCUUCGGUGUGGAGCUCUCCAAACAGGAAGACUUCCAGAUCAUAAAGGAAGUGGUUCUAGGCUGCCUCCUGGACUUUCUGCCCCAAGGAGUCAACAAGGACAAAAUCACAGCCCUCACCAUGAAAGAGGCUUAUGUGCAGAAAAUGGUCAAAGUCUUUACCGAGCACGACCGGUGGAGCCUCAUCUCGCUCUCCAACAACAGCGGCAAAAACAUGGAGCUGAAGUUUGUAAGCUCUCUGCGACGGCAGUUCGAAUUCAGCGUGGACUCUUUCCAGAUCAUCCUGGACACUAUGUUAGAGUCCUACCUUGAGGCAGAGAGGAGGGAGGCGGCACAACGCAAAGAGAAGGAACCGGAAGCUUCCUUAAUUCAGAGUUCUGACUCUCAGUCAGGUUUACUAAAUGAGCAAAGCACCUCUGCUGGAACAGAGAGUCACAGUGAAUCAGAUAUUGACAUGUCAGGUGAAAUGCACAGUUUGCACGACUGUGUCUGUCAUGAUGAAACAGUCAUGAUGAAGGACCAAUACAAGCUUUCCUCAGAAGAAACAAGUCUUGAAAAAAUCCAUAGCGAAGAAAUUGAAGAGCCGAGGGAAUCCAUAACAAUGACUGAAGCCGUAGAGGAAGUAUUUGACCAGUCGGACACAAGAACACUUACGAAGGAAACGGAUGAAAUCCAUGAAAAUGUGUUGCAUGUAAGCAAAGGAGAAAUGCUAGACAUUGAUUUAGUUGAAGACAACACUGACAUACAAUUAGAAACUGAACAGGAACAGAUGGUGACUGUAACGAGUAAAAACACUGAUGAGAGUGACAAACAAACAAAUGUUCCUAUGGAGGCUUCUACAGACACUGAGCAUGCAUUAGUUACAGAGUUAACGCCUUGUCCAAACUCUUUAGUAUCAUCCAAUAAAGAAUUUGCGCCAAAAAUGGAGCAAACAGACACAAUACAUGAGCCAAUGCAGACUACAGACAAAACACCAGAACCUAUGCUUGUGACAGAACAGUGUACAUUCCAGUCUCCUUCUAUAACCUUUCCUACACAGGCAGCAGCAGACCCCAACAAUGAGUAUCCUUUGCCACCCCCUGCCAAAAAAAACACAAGAAGUUCCCAAAUGGUGGUUCUCAAACAUUCCUCACCAAAACCUCCCAGGAAAAUGUCCAGAAAAGCUACAUCUGUGCCAAACUCAACAGAAAAGUCAGUAUUAAAAGACUCAACAGUUAAACCUUGUCAGCCUCUCAGCCCAAAAGAAUCGAUCCCUAUGCAAGUUGAAUUGCCAGGUCUUUCCACAAACUGCUUUGACUCUAGUGCCUCUCAAGACAAAGACUCUAUGCUUAGAACUGUAGACAUAUCCUCGCCAGAUUUAAGUGUUGCCACGCAGGAGAAUGGUCAACACUCUGAUGAGACACUUUCAGUAGGUUCGCUCCCUGAAGAAAGCACUCAAAAUCCGGUACAUUCUUCUGAGCCAGAGACUGGAGAAACGUUGAUAAUAAGCACUUUGUCCAAAACCUGUAGUUCCCCCAAAGACCAAAAUGUAGAGACCCAAAUUCAUACUGAGACAGAUACAAAAACUCCAAAAACACAGUCUCAAACCAAUUAUUCAGUGAAACCAAUUAUUCAGGUCAAUUCUCAGCCCAUAGUUCAGGUGGAUGAAGAUAGCCCGGCUCUCAGUCCAAACUUUCCCCAUAAAGAAGAGAGUGAGCUUGCUGUCCAAACUGCUGAGUGUGCUCCAGAAUAUACUGAGUCCCUAGAAACUGUCAGCCAGACAGCAGAUUCCUCUUCUAAGUUAGUGCCACCCCUGUCAACAAAUCUUACCAUUGAUUCAGAGGAGGUUAAAUCUACUCCCCUUCAUUGCUUGGAGCUUCCUGUUAUUCCAACACGAGUUCCUGAAACCAACAUAUCAUGUGUGAAGUCUCAGGAACUUACUGUACCAUGUACACAGACUGUAGAACCCUCAGUGUUAAUGAUGCAAAGUCCAGAGCCACCUAGGGUAAUACCACAGGUUGAAGACUCUUCUGUCAAUGCGUCAAUGGAUAUUACGGAAUCACUUGAAAAAUCCUCAUGUCUUCUAGAGCCUCCUGUAUCAUCAUCAUCAUCAUCAUCAUCAUCAUCAUCAUCAUCAUUAUCAUCAUCUUCUUCAUCACCAGAAAACCAAGAGUAUUCUGUAUGGCCCUCAACUGUCUUAGAAUCUUCCACUUUAUCAUCAGAUAAAGCAUCUGUAUCUUCUGUAGUAUCUGUUGAAGUUUUGGAACCACCGGAAGUGUUUACACAGAUUUUAGGACCCUCUGUAGAAUCGUUAGAAGCAUCAUUAUCGAACAUUCCUUCCACACCAGCAUCGAAAGAUCAACAGUCUACACCCUUUCCACCUUUCCUAACAGGGGAGUUAGAGACUCCCGUAGAGAUGACACAUAGUUCACAUCCAUCAGACUCUGAUUCUAAAGAGCCCCUGCCACCUCCCAGAGAGGUGCCUUCUGUCACAGUGGUGGCAGAAAGCAUGUACGGCGACUUUGAGCAAGCCAUGGACCACUUGCGCUACAGGCUAAUCGCAACACGCAACCCUGAGGAGAUCAGGGGGGGUGGGCUGCUCAAGUACAGCAAUCUGCUUGUUCGGGACUUCAAACCUGCCAGCGAGACCGAAAUUAAAACGUUAGAACGUUACAUGUGCUCUCGCUUCUUCAUUGACUUUCCAGACGUGAACGAGCAGCAGAGGAAGAUUGAGUCUUAUCUGCGCAACCACUUCAUCGGCGAGGAGAAGAACAAGUACGAUUACUUGAUGACGCUGCGGCGGGUGGUCAAUGAGAGCACCGUGUGCCUGAUGGGCCACGAGCGACGACAGACUCUCAACAUGAUUACCAUCCUGGCUCUUAAGGUCCUCGGGGAGCAGAACAUCAUCCCCAACACCAACAACGUCACCUGCUUCUACCAGCCUGCGCCGUAUAUGGCCGACCACAACUUCAGCAACUACUACAUCGCCAAUGGGCAGUCCCAGCUUAUAUACCAUCCCUAUCCUCUACACAUACACAUGCAGACAGGACUGGUUUAGCGUUGAGCAUCGUGAUUCGUACACAGGGACCUGCCGACGGGCAGAGCCAUAGCCUCCUGCAACUUACAACGGCCUCCACACAUAGUAAAAUCCACAGCAUGAGAGAAAGUCCCAGCACUUAACUGAAUACAAACACAAUUCGAGUGCUCAGAACAACUUAGAACAAGGAAAUCCUGGGUCCGUCAGUGGUUUUGGCUGCCAAUAGACUCACUCCGCAAAUCUAGGGGAGCAUAUAUAUCUGUUCCCGGGUUCAUAGCCAGCCUUUGCUGAGAUCAGCGCUGUUGAUGAUCAGUGGAAAUUGUUAGACCGUACACUUAAACAUCAGAGUUAAAGGCUAUUGCACUAGUCUACAGCUACCAGGAACACAUGUGUAACAAACGCCUGGGCACAUUUCAUUGAAAUGAAGUUUAUCAGAAGCUUAAAGGUAGAAAAAGUGAUGAGGAGGAAGAUGAGAAGGAAAAAAACAAUCAGGGGAGGAAGCUGAAAUUCUCUUUAACAUCUGCAGUGUAAGAUGUACAGUUUGAACAGUAUGUAAAAUAUACAAUGAAUUUUAUAAAAUUAGGUUAAGUUAAAUUAGUUAAUUUGGCCAGACUUCUCUACACUAUAGCACUAUAUAUAUAUAUAUACUCUUAUCGCAUUAUUAUCAGGGGAUCGUACUGAAGAACUCAGCAAAACUUUGGUUUUUGUUUUGUUUUGUUUCUUUGUGGUAUCCUGCUUGUUUGUUCUGCUGUAGAGUCGUAUGAGAGAACGAUGCACUCAAAUGUUGUGUUUAAAGAGCUAAAUAAAUUAGAUUAGAUAAUAGGUUAUGUAAAGAAUGUGCCAUGUGCAAUUGUAUGCAUACCAUGCCGUGCAGCACUGCGGUGCGGUGAUGAAACUGUGCAUGAAAAAGCAAGGAUGCAAGAAAUAGCAGUCAUGGUGUUUUAAUGGAUAUGGAUUUUCGAAACUGAUGGUCUCAAGAACUUUUACACAACCUGUAAAAGACAUUAACAAACGGACGGUUUAAAUUUAAUAAGACUUACGUACUAUACACUGAGAAUAAAUGUCCAGUAACCACGUAAUGCAAAAAGAGAGUGGGUGAAUGAGUGUUUUAUAAAGUGUGGGUUUUAAUCGCAACGCUUCUUAGAGGGACUCUGUCGUAUUUUAUACCAUAUUAUGACAUGUGAUUAUGAGGGAAAUUAUGGAUGUAUUCGAUUUAUUCCUGUCUUAGGUUUUUAGAGACAAAGCCUAAGUAGUCUAUGACUCAUGGCUCAGCUCCACGCUGAUACGUACCAGCUGCAUGAUCGAGCUCAGAUGUAAACCAGAGUGAAAUUUAUAUGAAGUUAAAUGUCUGUAUCUCUUCCAUUCGGCCUUUUAUCCUCAGUGGCUGUAAAUGUUUUAUUUGUGUGUCCAGAAUGUGAAUUACGUUGUUUUUUGGAUCGAUGUCAAAAAAAAAAAAAAAACUGUUGUGCACAUCACGCCGUCGGAGAGCGGCGAAAAAUGUUGUCACUGAAAAUGUUACUGCCAAAUUCCACCAUACGAGGACUUUGAGUCACACUGGAGUCUGAUGAACUUGCAAAAGUACAAAUUGACUGAGUUGAGUAAGCAGGGGGAAGAGGAGGAGGAGAGAGAAAGAAGUGAAGGAGGAGGAGGAGGAGAAGGAGGGGAAAAAUGGAUAUUAAUGAAGUGUGUAGGUGUCUUUUUUUGUGUAUCUGUGAUGCACAAUGCUGAAAAACUUUCAGGACUGAGUAACACACAGCUCCGAUUCUGCGUUGUUGAGUUGUGACGCAUUUUCAGCCUGAAAGCAAACCAAGGAAUGACGUUAGGUUACGUGACGUUACAGCGAAAGGCCUGAGGGGGAACCGUGCAACCACGCAAACGCGCAACCGUGGAAAUGUCUACUUAUCAGAAUUGUUUGAAGUGCAAAUAUACUAUUUUUUUUUUACAUGUUAGUAACAGAAACACAUCUAUUUUUUCAGGAAAGUGUCAUACGUAGUACAGUACACAAACAGUUCAUGCCAUCUACACACAUAAACACACACAAACACACAUUCACAAAUACACAGAUAAAUACAAAUGAAAUGAUCAGACAAUAGAUACAUGAAGUCCAAACCUGUCGUUAUGGUAGAUCCUUCAGAUGUGUAAUAUAAACUUAUGUCACUUAUUGUGAGGUCUUAGCUUUGGAUUUGUGAUGUAUUCUACCCUUUCUACCCUACGCUUUACUGUACGACACCUUUACGAAGUCUUACGAAGUCUUAUGAUGUCUUACGAUGUCUCGCCCCAACGUUUUUUUUGUCUACUCUUCAAAUCUGGCCUUACUGCCAAAAACCUUUAGUAACACUGUGCUUAGCUAUAGGUUUAGAUCGGUUCGAAUUUGCUUGAAAAAACACACCUGUGAUGGAACCCUAAAAAAAAAAAAACAAUGACAAAUAAAACAACUAAAAAAACUAAUAAAAAAAACAGUUAAACAGUUUAUAUGACCAAAGAGGGGUUUUGUAGGAAAACUUAAGUGCCUAAAUGACGGUCAUUAGUGUGUGAACUACAAGGAAAAGGAGACAGAGAGCGAGAAGGAAGAAGGACUCUUUUCUGAAAAGGAAACGAAGCUGUGGCUUUUCUUCAUUAUUUCAGGUGUGUGUGUGUGUGUGUGUGUUUUCCUUGCCCUCCUCUAGUGCUGGUCGUGUUGAUGUCAGUUCUGUAGUUCUUCUAGUAAUAUGGCUUGUUUAUGCACCUUUAAUAAAAAAAUUGAUUGAUCCACUUAAA
Molecule: messenger RNA, 6663 nt
Organism: Astyanax mexicanus (Mexican tetra)
Lineage: Eukaryota; Metazoa; Chordata; Actinopteri; Characiformes; Acestrorhamphidae
Gene: tent5d
Product: mucin-5AC
Exons: 2
Coding region: 625-3927 (1100 amino acids)
Biological process (GO): mRNA stabilization
Molecular function (GO): RNA binding; poly(A) RNA polymerase activity
Source: RefSeq, a predicted model, not a curated record